CUCUACAUGUUUUAUAAAAAUCACAUUUGAUGAAAACUUCUCUCAAAAACAGACUGAAAUUACUGGGUCGAGCCGGGAGGAAUUGACCUUUUGAGUUGAGUUCAGGUGGACAAUUCGGUUCGCGUAUUUAAAUGCUACAGAGCCGAACAGCCCCAAGCAUUCUCGAGCUGCCAUACACCUGCUGGCGCGCAGAGAAGCCUAGGAAUCAACAAAGAUAAUCGAAGGUGUUGGUAACAAGAAUGGACGUGUCCUCGCUAGCUUGCAAGAUUAAGAGGAAGAGGUCGAAUGAAAGAGACGAUGCCUGUUCGUGCAAGAGGAGCUUAAAUGAUUUACCUGAUGCAAUGCUUAAGCUGAUCCUAUCUCUCCUCAAAACAAAAUGCGCUGUUCGUACAAGUGUAUUAUGCAAACGGUGGCAAUACAUGUGGACAUCCCUUCCCAAUCUUGAUUUUAACGACAGAGAAAGAAUGGUUCAAGAACAAGGAGCUUCAAGUGAGAAAAGAAAGCUUUUCAUGGAUUUUGUUGACCGGGUAUUGAUUUUUCACGAUGCACCUAAGAUACAUAAAUUUACCCUCUCUUGCGGGGCGAGCGACGAUAUGUCUCACAUGAUUCACAUCAGAAGAUGGAUAUCUGCAGCAGUGAGGCUUAAACCCCAGGAGGUUAAUAUCGUUAUUUAUAAUGCUCGUGUGAGUGAUCAACGUUUGCUUCCUUAUUGCCUGUUUAGUUGUGAAGCAACUGAAGUAAUGGGACUACAAGGAGAUUUUAGACUUAUACUUCCUUCACGAACAUGUCUCCCUCAUCUCAGGAUCUUGAUACUCUCAGGCUUGACAUUUAAAGACCAUCGCCCAUUAAACCUUCUAUUUGGUGGUCCAGCUCUUGAGGAGUUGGUCAUGCAAGAUUGCGAGUGGGAAGGGGGUAAAUCCGAGGUAAAUAUUUCAGCACCCAAACUCAAGAAGUUAACUAUAGAGGAGACCCAUGAGUUAUAUCGCCCAACCGAGCAUGCUUCAAAAUCUGUCACAAUAUCUUCCCCUGAGGUGGAAAUAUUCCACUAUGAGGGUGGACUUCUCAAAUCCUACCACUUCCAUUGUCCAUCUUCUAUUACCGAUGCCACUCUUGAAAGUCACGAUUGCUUACCCAUCGAGGACCUACACAUUGAUCAUUUAAGUGAGGUUCUAACCGCUCUCCAAUCAGUGGAAUGUUUGCAACUGGGAUCUUAUUUUGUUAAGGCCUUAACUCAUGCUUCAGUCCCAGUGUUCAAAAACUUGAUCAGACUGGAUCUCUCUGAGGAUCAAGUAGAUCUCAGCAGCAAAGAGUUGGAGAAGAUGCUUAAUCAAUGUCCGCGCCUGGAAACUCUUACAUUCUUGGGGGGGAUCUCCACCGACUAUUGUGCUCGUCGCCUGUUAAGUUCAAACCUCACGUGUUUAUCAUCAACUCUCAAGAGAAUUUCAAUUUCGUAUUUCAAUGGAAACACAAGCGAGCUGUUUGCAGUGCAAUUUUUGUUGUGGAAGGGGACAUGCUUGGAAAAGAUGGAUAUAUACUGCUAUGAGGGUGGGGAUGCACCCAAAGAAAUUGGAUUGUUUUUGUCUGCCUGUCACCGGUCAUCUGAAACCUGUGAACUUUAUGUCGGCUAAUGGUCUUUAAAUGCUAGUUCUCAAACACUACUUUAUAGCUAUCUUUCUGUUCUUUGGAUGACAAAUCCUGUAUUGUACUGCAAGACAGUUUCAGAUUCAUAUUUGGUCAUCACUUGAUGGAAACUGCAUUACUUGUUUUUCGAUAUGUCUUGGGUUUGUGUUGAUUCUUUUCGUGCAAGAUUGAAUUGCAUUGUUCCAGCAUUGUGGGAGAUUCGGGAUCAAUCCCAAAGGAAAUCAGACCAUAGCGGCAGUAAUGUUGUAACGUU
This is a messenger RNA of Cuscuta campestris, 1894 nucleotides long. NCBI's taxonomy places the organism in Eukaryota, Viridiplantae, Streptophyta, Magnoliopsida, Solanales, Convolvulaceae. The record is from the annotation of a GenBank genome assembly.